This is a messenger RNA of Symbiodinium necroappetens, 1707 nucleotides long. The record is from the annotation of a GenBank genome assembly. NCBI's taxonomy places the organism in Eukaryota, Dinophyceae, Suessiales, Symbiodiniaceae.
AUGAUUGUGGCAGCUGAGCUCAUUCCAUUCUGGCUCAAUCUCGCCAGCGGGUUUGUCAUGCUGAUCUGUAUAGUGGGGGCGGGCCUAUCGGCGCCCUGGCCUGCAUUGUGGGCGGCGUCAGAGCGCCAGCACGUUCUUCUUGGUGGUCUGCUGGCGCUGCUGUUCUUGUGGCUGCUCUCGUUUCAGGUCAUUGCGGGCGUCUGGAUACAUCUUCUUGGUGUCACCAGCCUGACGCUGAUUGUAGGUUGGCGCUUCACUAUUCUUGGCGCAACGCUGGUCCUUUUCGUUUUUCUCUGGUGGCUGCAGCAAUCCAUGUUGGCCGCACCUCUGGCCUGGCUGUUUUCUGUGCUGGUGCCAGCAACAACAACCAGACUGCUGGUCCAUUUUCUGCGCACCCACGCGUUGAGGAACCUGUUUGUUUACAUGCUGGGGGCAGGUUUCGGAGGUGGCCUGCUGAGUGUGUUAGUGCUGGGCAUCCUCGCUUUGCCAACCUUCUGGGUGAUCGGUCAGCCAGAAUGGAUAACCUUGUCGCUGGACAACUGGGCUUUCAUUCUGCUGCUGAUGUUCCCUGAAGGCUUCAUCAACGGCAUGCUGGUCACAGCUUUUACAGUUUUCUAUCCGGACGUCGUCAAGACGUUCAACGAAGACUUUUAUCUGAAGAUCGUCUCCGCGAAAGGUUUCAGCGAUCGGAUUAAAAACAGGCUCGAUCAACGGGGUGAUCGGGUGGAAAACCGCCUGGAUAAUCGGGGAGAUCGUGUGAAUGAUCGGCUGGAUGUGGCAUCACAGCGUGCAAAUGCGAAUGAUAAACCGCGUUAUGCCGCUCGUCUGGAUCGUAAAGGCGAUCAAAUAGAUCACCGCCUCGAUCGGAAAGGCAGCCGUAUCGAUCACCGCCUGGAUCGCAAAGACCUUAUGGAUCACGUUGGCUAUGCUGAUCAGAUGGUCAAUCCAGUCGAUCUAAACCAGUUUCUGGCAAGCGUGGAAAAGAGGGCGUAUAGCAUGGCUAUGGUUUCCGUGAGAAAUGUUGACGAUGCCUUAGAUAUCGUGCAAGACGCUAUGUUCACGCUGGCCAGAAAAUAUGGCAGUAAACCCAGCAACGAAUGGGCGCCGUUAUUCUAUCGUGUGCUCAACAAUCGCGUGAUGGAUUUCCAUCGCGCGAACAGCCGCCGGGCUGGGCUCUUCAGCCGGUUUGUUUUUACUGACGGUCAGCCACAGGAUGACAUUGAGCAGAUUGCCGGUUCGCCCCGGGACAAUCCGGAGUUUAGUCAGGAACUAGAUGCAUCUACGGCGCGCUUGUUUGAGAGUUUGGCUCAACUACCCGCCCGCCAACAGCAGGCGUUUAUGCUGCGUGCCUGGGAAGGUCAACAACUGCGCGAACAGGAGCAGAUUCUCGCCCAGGUAUCUCAGGCUAGGCUACCCGUGCUGGAUGAUGAAGAAAUGGCGGCGGCGCUGCAUGUUGAGCUGCUGGAAGAACUUGAGUUUGUUGCCUGGAUGAUGACUGAGGAGGUUCUUUCCGAGGAAGGUCAACUGCCAGUUGAGAUGUCUUUCCUGGAAUACCUGGGCGCCAUGAUUGAAGUAGAUGGACAAUUACUCGACGUUACCGAAGUGUUUUCCCGGGAGAUUCAAGACGCUGGGCAACCUGCCCAGAUAGAAAACAACAAUGACACAUCUGCUGAAUUGCCCGUGGGGCUGCCGGAGGUUCGACAAUGA